GUGUGCUGUGCGUUCGACAAAACUGACUUGAUUUCUUCUCUUCUGUUUCUUUGCCAGUGACAAACACUACUCUUGUCAUGUCAACAACCUAACUUGAUUGUUGACGCUCUUAUUAAGCACUGCAAUCUUCCACUGUGACUUUCAAAGCCACAGGCACCGUCUGCAUCACUCAAUCAUCCUUGUUCUGCGCCGGAAGAAAUUUCUCACCGGGUCUUCCAGCUUACCACCACCGUUGGCAGAUUCGCAGCUCUGGCGCUCUUCACUCUCUUCCUGAGUGACAACGCCUAGGCUGAAUCAGCCCCUUAGAAUCUACCAGUGAUCUCUUCAACCCCUUCUAUGAGCCGAAAAGACCUGCUACGAUUCCUGUCCAAGCCAGCAAAACCUCGAUAACACCAGCUACUUGCCUACCGUUCGAACAACAGAUCAGAAACAUCAAUAAAUUGUGUCCUUGGAACCCUCAGCUUCCUUAAGGGCCCAAAUUUGACCUAGAUACUCUCGACAGUAUCGCCUCAGCCCCUCGAUUUUUCUCACAACUGCCCACAAUUCCGUUCAUUCAAGAGAUCUUCUUCCUCCUCUCCUCCUCCCGGCCUCCAUAACGACCCUUCGGGAUACACUCCAAAACCCCAACAUUGCUGCUGGCAAAAGCCAGCCUCCAUCUUUCCCACAGAUAGUGGGCCUUCUCUCCUCAGGCGGACACCGCAUUGUUCGUCUGGGUGGCAGAUAGUGCUUCACUGUAUCGAAAGAUCAGUGACCUUCACAGCCCCUGCCUUUGCAACUCCGAGGACUCUGUCCAUUUUCGGAAAGGAUAUGGUACAUAUUGGGAUCCCCCCACAUUAUACAGCUUCGCCUUCGAGUUGGAGUCAUACGCCGUCCUUGACUAUCAAUCAUGAUGCCGCCGUCGACCUCGACUCGAGCAAUGCAUUUGAAGGCCCCGAGAAACUUCUAGAGGUGUGGUUCAGUCCAUCUGCCAAUGAUCUUGGAAAAUGCUCCCAGCCUCUGGGCCUCAAGGCCGUCCCGGCUGAGAUCUGGAAGGGUAUGCUUGACCUCGUCAAUUGCAAGGUCUUGUCUAUUGUCGAGUCCGAAGACGUCGAUGCCUACCUCCUUUCCGAAUCCAGCAUGUUUGUUUUCCGCCACAAGCUGAUCCUCAAGACCUGCGGCACCACCACCUUGCUAUGUGGUCUCCCACGCAUCCUGGAAAUUGCUACCGUCUUUGGGGGAUUCGAACGCUCGACCGCUCCUCCCUCCCGUGGUAUUGUAGUGGCUGCCCCACCAUAUCGCGUCUUCUACAGUCGCAAGAACUUCUUGUUCCCCGAUCGUCAGCAUGGCCCACAUCGUAGCUGGCGUGAUGAAGUCCAUACCCUGGACAAGUUGUUCGUGGGAGGCAGCGCAUACAUGAUCGGCAAGAUGAAUGGCGAGCACUGGUACCUGUACCUGACCGAGCCGCAUACCGUCUUGACCCCUCCAGCGAGCCCACAGAGCAUGGACAGCCCAGGCACCGAGACCAAGGUAUUGGACAUGCCUUCCUCCCUCGUCGUUGAUCGCGGAUCCAAGGUGGCCGAAGGAGAAGAUGAAACUUUGGAGAUUCUCAUGACUGAUCUGGACGAGGAGAAUGCCAAGCAAUUCUACCUCGACCAUGCGAGUGCGGUCGCAGAAGAUCAGUGGAGAGGCUCUCAGAAGAGCGAAGACGAUCAUGUCGAUGUCUUCAGCCAUACCUCCUCUGACGCCGGCGAUCUCUCCAUGAGCGAGGAGAGAUUUCCUGAGGAAUUGACCACCGAAGGCCACGCUCUUGGCACCAUCGUUUCUGAAUCUUGUGGAUUGUCCGCCAUCUAUCCCAAGGAACACUAUCCAGAUGCACGUGUCGAUGCCUAUUUGUUUACUCCAUGUGGAUUCUCGGCCAAUGGAGUCAUUCCUGCUCCCCGCGGCGAGAAAGGGACUCAUUACUUUACCGUUCAUGUCACGCCUGAGCCGAUCUGCUCAUAUGCAUCCUUUGAGACCAAUGUACCCGUUGGUCAGAAGGGCCGCGAGACCGUCGAGAUCAUCCAGCAUGCUGUCGACAUUUUCAAACCCGGACGAUUCUCAGUCACAUUGUUCGAAGCCAAAAGCAGCGAAGAGGAGAAACACCAUGCGGACCAUGACGCUCUCGCGGAGAUGAGAAUGUUGGAACGUCAAAUUGCUCGUCGAAACAAUAAGAUGGAGCACAUCAAUGGCUACCGCCGUGUGGAUCGCAUCGUGCAUGAAUUGGAUGGAUAUGACUUGGUCUUCCGGUACUAUGAGCGUUGGGAUUGGAAGGCAGGUACUGCUCCUCGAAUUGGAGAGAAGGUAUGAUGGAGCUGUCAAUGACUCAUUGGCCUGGGUGUCGAUACAUGAAAUUGUGGUUUUCCUAUUAGUUUAGUCUGGUUGAUUGACCCGUUGCGUUGCCUGUCUUUGUGAUGGCAUGAGGACGACCCGUACGGUCGACCACAUACAUCCUGCGGGCUUUACACUCCCUUUGAGGUCCUAAUUCAUAGACCUACAUAUGCAAAUCAGAUGGAAGCCGCUUUUUGGCAACUUUGGCACUCUGAGAAUAUCGCAGGCUAUGGAAAGUCGCCGUCUCUUUAAUCUAACUUUUACGCUAUAUGAUUGGCUCGAGUUUUUCCGAGUGAUGUUGGAGUGCCACAUGAGUAAGUUGGGAGGGUGCCCUGAGAGAAGUGCCCUAGAGAGAAAUGCCAUGUGGAGGGAGACCUAUGUAGAGUGCGCUGGAGAGGGUGCCCUAGAG
This is a messenger RNA of Exophiala mesophila, 2755 nucleotides long. RefSeq names its product S-adenosylmethionine decarboxylase proenzyme. Gene Ontology annotation, molecular function: adenosylmethionine decarboxylase activity. The transcript is spliced from 3 exons. NCBI's taxonomy places the organism in Eukaryota, Fungi, Ascomycota, Eurotiomycetes, Chaetothyriales, Herpotrichiellaceae. Bases 808 to 2325 code for a protein of 505 amino acids. The record is from RefSeq and is a predicted model, not a curated record. Gene Ontology annotation, cellular component: cytosol. Gene Ontology annotation, biological process: spermidine biosynthetic process; spermine biosynthetic process.